This is a messenger RNA of Grammomys surdaster, 1147 nucleotides long. Its product is annotated as T-cell ecto-ADP-ribosyltransferase 1-like. The record is from RefSeq and is a predicted model, not a curated record. Lineage: Eukaryota; Metazoa; Chordata; Mammalia; Rodentia; Muridae. The annotation marks the transcript as partial. The transcript has 2 exons. Gene Ontology annotation, molecular function: NAD+ poly-ADP-ribosyltransferase activity; NAD+-protein-arginine ADP-ribosyltransferase activity.
CUCAUUCUGAGGUGUCAUGCUGACUGUGAGCCACAAGGUAAUCAAACAUGGUCAACAGUUUGCAUAUCUGUGCAAAGUAAAAUGCCACAGCCUAUCAGAGAUCUGCAAAAAUAUGUCCUGUUUUCCACUGACAACCUACAUUCUGUGCAGCUAUGUGAGUUACUAGGAUUUACAAUAGCCCCUCACUGUAAGGAACUCAAGCAGACUGGUUCACAGAGUCCUGAUAUGCCAUUCUGGGAGCAAUGUGAGCAGGAGCCUGGAUGUGACAUGGAGACUGAGUCAUUAACCCAGAGCACUCCACGAGCAGACUGCUAAUGCAUUGUGUGUGCACAUCUUUCAUUGUCUUAUAUUUGCUUGCAGCUGGUUUUGAACUUGAUGAUGACAUCAAAAACUUGCAAGUUCUUCCUAACUUGGUGGCUAACCCAGCAGGUGACUGGCUUGCAUGGUGCAGGGCCUUCCAUGCUUGACAUGGCUCCCAAUGCAUUUGAUGAUCAGUAUGAAGGCUGUGUCAAAGAAAUGGAGGAAAGGGCCCCCCAGCUGUUACAAGAAGACUUCAACAUGAAUGAGGAAUUAAAACUUGAGUGGCAAGAAGCAGAGAAACAAUGGAAUGAGAUCAAAAAUAGUAUCAGCUAUCCCAAAGGUUUCCAUGAUUUCCAUGGAAAAGCUUUAGUUGCCUACACUGGGAAAAUGCACAAAAAAUUUAAUAAUAAUACUAGAGACUUCAAAAUAAUUCCUGGUAGCUUCCACUACAAGGGCUUCCAUUACUACUUAACAAGAGCUGUCCAGCUUUUGAGUAACCAGGGUUGCCGUUCAGUUUUCCGAGGCUCUAAGACCAAGUUUCAUUACACUGGGACGGGCUCUGUGCGAUUCGGGCAGUUCAGUUCUUCAUCCUUAUCUAAGAGUGUAGCUCUUUCUCCAGCAUUUUUCAAUGGAAAUGGAACACUGUUUAUCAUCAAAACAUGCUUGGGAGUUUAUAUCAAAAAUUUUUCCCACUACCCUAAGAAUGAGGAGGUGCUAAUCCCAGGCUAUGAAGUAUAUCGCCAAGUCACAACAGAAAAUGUAAAUGGGUAUAUCCAAAUUUCUCUGGACUUCCCUCAAAGGAAGAAGAGCAGCUUCAAUUGCUACUAUAGCUACCGUAGCAGCUCAG